Sorex fumeus (smoky shrew) is the source of this 3543-nucleotide messenger RNA. It is a transcript of the gene OPHN1, whose product is annotated as oligophrenin 1. The transcript is spliced from 25 exons. NCBI's taxonomy places the organism in Eukaryota, Metazoa, Chordata, Mammalia, Eulipotyphla, Soricidae. The record is from RefSeq and is a predicted model, not a curated record. Gene Ontology annotation, cellular component: cytoplasm. Gene Ontology annotation, biological process: signal transduction. Gene Ontology annotation, molecular function: GTPase activator activity; protein binding. Bases 104 to 2509 code for a protein of 801 amino acids.
UGCUCUCCCUGUCACCCGAAGCAAUCUCGGGUCUCCCAUUUCCGGUAUAAAACUGCCAGCUCACCUCAAGAUUAUCAUCAGAACAGUCCCCGCCAUUAGAACCAUGGGGCACCCUCCCCUGGAGUUCAGCGACUGUUACUUGGACAGCCCCAAUUUCCGUGAGAGGCUCAAGUGUUAUGAACAGGAACUGGAGAGGACCAACAAAUUCAUCAAAGAUGUGAUCAAAGAUGGCAAUGCGCUUAUCAGUGCAAUGAGAAGUUAUUCAUCAGCUGUUCAGAAAUUUUCCCAAACAUUGCAGUCCUUUCAGUUUGAUUUCAUUGGAGAUACUCUGACUGAUGAUGAGAUUAACAUUGCUGAAUCCUUCAAGGAAUUUGCCGAAUUGCUUAAUGAAGUAGAAAAUGAAAGGAUGAUGAUGGUACACAAUGCUAGUGAUUUGCUGAUCAAACCCCUGGAAAAUUUCCGGAAGGAGCAAAUAGGCUUCACCAAGGAGCGCAAAAAGAAAUUUGAAAAGGAUGGUGAGAGAUUUUAUUCCAUGCUUGAUCGACAUUUACAUCUGUCUUCCAAAAAGAAAGAAUCCCAGUUGCAUGAGGCAGAUCUUCAGGUGGACAAGGAGAAGCACAAUUUCUUUGAGUCUUCUCUUGAUUAUGUUUAUCAAAUCCAGGAAGUUCAAGAGUCCAAGAAAUUCAAUAUUGUGGAGCCAGUCUUGGCUUUUCUUCAUAGCCUAUUCAUUUCCAAUAGCUUGACCGUGGAACUCACACAGGAUUUCCUCCCUUACAAACAGCAACUCCAGCUAAGUUUGCAGAAUACAAGAAAUCAUUUCUCCAGUACCCGAGUAGAGAUGGAAGAACUUAAGAAAAGGAUGAAAGAAGCUCCCCUGACCUGCAAGCUUCCAGGACAGCCAACCAUUGAAGGCUAUCUCUAUACACAAGAAAAAUGGGCUUUGGGAAUAUCCUGGGUUAAAUAUUACUGCCAGUUUGAGAAAGAUACCAAAACACUUACCAUGAUGCCUAUGGAGCAGAAGCCAGGUGCUAAACAGGGACCCCUGGAUUUAACUCUGAAGUACUGUGUGAGAAGGAAGACAGAGUCUAUUGACAAGAGGUUCUGUUUUGAUAUAGAAACUAAUGAGAGGCCAGGAACUAUAACUCUACAGGCCCUUUCAGAAGCUAACAGAAGGCUGUGGAUGGAGGCCAUGGAUGGGAAAGAACCUAUCUACCACAGCCCCAUAACUAAACAAGAAGAGAUGGAGCUGAACGAAGUGGGAUUCAAGUUUGUUAGGAAAUGCAUCAAUGUCAUUGAGACUAAAGGAAUAAAGACAGAGGGAUUGUACCGAACUGUGGGCAGCAAUAUUCAGGUUCAGAAGCUGCUGAAUGCCUUUUUUGAUCCUAAAUGUCCAGGAGAUAUUGAUUUUCACAACAGUGACUGGGACCUUAAGACAAUCACCAGCUCCUUAAAAUUCUACCUCAGGAAUCUUUCUGAACCUGUCAUGACUUAUCGACUUCACAAAGAGCUGGUCUCUGCAGCAAAGUCUGACAAUUUGGAUUACCGUCUGGGAGCUAUUCAUUCCCUGGUAUAUAAGCUACCAGAAAAGAAUCGAGAAAUGCUGGAACUUCUUAUAAGACACUUGGUCAAUGUGUGUGAGCACAGCAAAGAGAAUCUUAUGACUCCAUCCAACAUGGGAGUAAUAUUUGGGCCCACUCUAAUGAGAGCUCAGGAAGAUACUGUCGCUGCCAUGAUGAACAUCAAAUUCCAGAAUAUUGUGGUAGAAAUCCUAAUCGAGCACUUCAUUAAGAUUUAUUCUGGUCCACCUGAGGAAAAUCUUGCACCACCAGUGCCUCCACCUCGAGUAACAGCAAGAAGGCACAAACCCAUCACAAUUUCAAAGCGUUUUCUACGAGAAAGGACAGUUUUCUAUAUGUCUGCCAUGGAUGAAAAUGAAGAUCAAACUCAACAUCACACACCCAAUGGUACUAUCAGCAGUGGUAUAGAUCCCUUCAAGUUACCACAGUACCCCAAAAUCUCAACUCAGAGAAGUGGAGAACCUGAAGCUGGGAGAAAAUCCCCAAGUAGGCCUGUUCCAGAUGUCAAGUUGGAGCCCUGUCCUGAGGUGAAUGUGGGGAAGUUAGUGUUCAAGCUGCAGGAUGGAGGGACCAAGACCCUACCAAAAGCCACUAAUGGACCUGUGCCAGGAUCUGUGCCCACCAAGGUCCCUUCUUUACACAUAAAGAGACCAGCUCCUCGGCUUCUUGCUUACCACAAAGAUGGUGACUCUGACAGUUUCAGUAAAGUGCAGCCAGGAGAAAAGCCUACCAUCAUACGUCCCCCAGUGAGACCUCCAGAUCCUCCCUGCCGAGCCACAACCACCCACAAACCAGAGUCAAAGCCAGAUAUUAUAACUGGAAAUGCAGGAGACAUACCAUCAUCUGUGGUGGCUUCUAGGACCAAAUUCUUUGAAACAGCUUCCCGGAAAACAGGAAGUUCUCAAGGAAGAUUGCCUGGAGAUGAGAGUUGAAAGCACAGGAUUUUAAAGACCUGGCCUCAAGUAACAGGCUCUGAAAGUAUCUUCUACAAAUAUUUUGUGUUGAGUUAUUGUGCAAAAGAGCACACAUCUUUACUUUUCCUGUACCUUUAGGUUCUGGGAUGCUAAAAUAUAAGGAACACAAGUCUUACACAGAAGUUUUACUCUCUGUAUUCUGUAUUCAUUGCCUCAGAACAUUUAUAUUGAGUUCCUUUAAGACUGUGAAUGUUUGAACUUCCUCAAACUAGCCAGACUAAACAAAAUUAUUCAGUGAUUUGAGUAGAAAAGGAGAAUUCAGUUUUCAACUCUUCUAUGCAUCCUCAAAAUUACACCAAAUUCUAAAAUGUUUUGGGGUAGCGAUCCUUCUCAGGUAUCUUGCCCUGAAGUCAAACCUUCUUAAAUUGGAUCUAUUGAUUAACUUUGAAGUAAGGAAAGAUAAAUGUUUGCUGAAUAUUGGUGAAUAUUAACAUAUCUCUACUAAGAAUUUUAGUGCCAGGUUGGAAACUUGAUAAUGGAGUUUGUUGCCAAGAACCUGUAUUUUUGGACUAGACAAUAUGGGUGAUGCACUCCUCAAAUCCUCCAAGUAGUCCCAAGUAUAGAAUAUAAUAUGUGCAUUUGUGGGAUUAGAAGCUUCCUAUAUUAAUUAGGACAAAUAUUCAAAGCAUGUUUUGCAUGUCAAUUUGGUCUAUAUGAAUAUUUUCUUCCUUUUUCCUUGAUAGCUUCCUGUACAAGCAAUCAAGAAAGCUACAGAAGCUAAAACAGGCUUUUAAAAAGACAGACUAUAUUUAUUGUGCAAGAGUUUCAUUUUUUGCUUCUUGUAUGCCUUCUGCAAAAAAAGCCCUUUAUCUCAUAAAGAAAUCAGUUCUUAACUUGGUGUCUAUGAUUCAGGAGCUUCAUGAAUUGUCUGAAAUUAUGUGCCGAAUUUCACAACUGUAUGCCUUGUGUGGGGAGAUGGGCCAUAAUAUUAUACUGAAUUUCAUGUGGGUCUGUGACAAAUAAAUACUAAAAACCAUAAUCCCGUGGAUAAA